CACAGUCUGAGUUAAAAGUAGAAUCGACAACGCAGAGCAAGUAUGGAGUCCUUGCUCAAGUCACCAAUGAAGCUUGUGCUUUUGACAGCAUGGCUCUCCAGUCUGAUGGACCCAUGCAGCCUCUCUGACAUUUGUGAUUCUUGUCACCAACUCGCAACGUGCAAGGCCCUGAACGGAUCAAACCAUGCCUGCUUCUGCAACAAUGGAUACACUGGAGAUGGAACUUCAUUUUGCUAUGAUGACAACGAGUGCCAGAAUGUGACUAAUAUCUGCGGGGACAGGGGGAGCUGCACCAACACCGCGGGCAGCUACUACUGUACAUGUGUCUCUGGAUACACAUCAACGGGGCUGGCUGAGUUCCAGCCCAACGAUGGCACUGAAUGCAUCGAUAUUGAUGAAUGCAAGUCCGGACAGGUGUGUGGACCAAACUCACACUGCCAGAAUACGAAUGGAUCUUGCUAUUGCAACUGUCAGCGUGAUUACAUCCCAACUUCAGGCACUAAGCACUUUCAUCCAGAGAGAGGUGUAAGAUGUAAAGAGCAUCCCCAAAAAUACUGCCAUGACAACAUCGGGUGCAUCACACAGACUGUCAACAAAACACUUGAAUAUAUGAGCAACCUCACAGAGCCCCAGAGUCUACUGAAGGAAAUUGCCAAGCAGACGUCCGGCGAACUCACCUCAGUGGAAGUGAUCGCAUAUGUUGAGGCCUUGAGUCGAUCCGCAUCAACACUGGCCGCCGGAGGAAAGGAUUACACUGUCAAACCAUCCGUCAUCAACUCCACACUUACAAAAUUAGUGGAAGCAGUAAACAACUUGGUGGAGAAGGAUGAACUGGUGGCUUGGAGCCGAAUGAAAGAAGAGCGACGGGAACGAACCGUCACCAAGCUGCUACACACUGUUGAGGAAAGUGCUCUGACUCUGGCUAACAACUACAAAACUCCAGCUGAGCUCCAAAUCAAAGCCACAGAAAUGGAACUGAAACUCUUUACCUUUGAUGCUCGUCACAUAAAAGCCAAACUGUCUGCCUCGAUGGGUGGUGAUCAUAUCCAUCUAACUCCAAAACUGAAACCAGAGGAGGAUAGGAAUGGAAGUGUGUCAGUGGUGUUUGUGCGAUACGACAGCAUCGGUGACAUCCUGAAGCCGAGCAGCGACCCGGGUGUCACCGACUCCUCUCGCUAUGCAGAGGCUGGGGAAAUCACUGUCAACUCCCAAGUCAUCGCUGCUGCCGUCAAACCUGCUGACGUUUACCAACUCGACCACGUCUCCUUCACUCUGAGACACAGCGAGCCCGUCGACACGACAGCUGAUGUGACCACGUGUGCUUUCUGGGAGUACGAGCCAGAGAGCCUCCGGGGCCACUGGGCCACUCACGGCUGCAAGACGGUCCACGUCAGCAGCAAUGCAACCACCUGCUCCUGCAAUCACCUCACACACUUUGCCAUCCUCAUGUCCUCUGGGAGAGCCAAUCUGGUCGCCCACUACACCAUCCUGACCCGGAUCACCCAGCUGGGGAUGAUCAUCUCCCUCAUCUGUCUGUCUAUGUGCAUCUUCACCUUCUGGUUCUUCAGUGAGAUCCAGAGCACCAGAACCACCAUCCACAAGAACCUGUGCUGCAGCCUCUUCAUGGCCGAGUUCAUCUUCCUGGUGGGGAUCAACAUGAACACACAUAAGCUUUUCUGCUCUGUUAUUGCCGGGUUGCUGCACUAUUUCUUCCUCGCGGCCUUUGCCUGGAUGUGCAUCGAGGGCAUCCAUCUGUACUUAAUUGUGGUCGGCGUCAUCUACAACAAAGGCUUCCUGCACCGCAACUUUUACAUCUUCGGCUAUGGGAGCCCUGCGGUGGUGGUGGCCAUCUCGGCAACACUCGGCUCCAAGUAUUACGGCACUGAUAAAGUGUGUUGGCUGAGCACAGAAAACCACUUCAUAUGGAGUUUCAUUGGGCCGGCGUGUUUGAUCAUUCUGGUUAAUCUCUUGGCUUUUGGAGUAAUCAUCUACAAAGUGUACCGGCAUACUGCUGUGAAAAAGCCGGAAAUCAGCCACUAUGAAAAUAUCAGGUCCUGUGCCCGUGGUGGCUUGGCUCUGCUGUUUGUGCUGGGAGCCACCUGGACUUUAGGAGUCCUGCACAUCCUCAAUGAGACCACCCUCACUGCCUAUCUGUUCACCAUCGCCAACACCUUCCAGGGCAUGUUCAUCUUCAUCUUCCUCUGCGUCUUGUCUAGAAAGGUAAUAAAUAACCUUUGGUCCCUUGAGUUGUGUUUUCUAAGAUGUAUCUAUUCAACAUUAUUCGUGUGGCUAUAGUUGUGGUCAGUAAGCAGUUCACAUCAAGACAAAGGAAGGUAAAUUAGUUGCUAAUGAGCAGCAUGAUAGUAUGUUGAUAGAAAGGAAAUAAACAAUCUUUUUGCCAUUUAGAAAAUGUUAUUUGAAAAUGUUAUUCUAUAACAGUAGAAGAAGCAUGAAGAUACGGUAUGGUUUGUUAAAGUAUCAAUACCAGAAAGAAAAGAAUACUCCAAUACAAUUAAAAAUCUUAAUGUAGAAGUACAUAUACGUAUUAGUGUAAAUUACAGAAUUUUUUUUUUUUGAAAUGAUUCAUGCGAAAUUGCCAGAUUCAUAGUGCUAUGUUUUAUAAUUUCUGUAUUGUUACAUUUUGAGCAGAAUAAAACACAAUUUUCCCACUGAAGAUAAGGUAAAGGAAUAAAUAUUGAUAACAUGUCAAUACUCAAGUAACUCAUGGUAUUUAAAUUCUACAUUUUUUAUCCAAUUCUGACCUUCCUGAAUGUGUCAUUGCAGAUUCAGGAGGAGUACUACAGACUUUUCAAAAACGUGCCAUGUUGUUUUGAAUGCCUGAGAUGAAGAACCGCGACCGAAGCCUGAUCCCUUAUGCUGUACAAUAAUAGUCGACGCUUUCAGUUUUGAAAAACAGUACGGGAGGAAUUUAGAACAGAUGUCUUACAAAUGAGCACUCAUCAUUCGUAAACAUCUUUUCCCCCCUGUUAAAGACUGCUCUAUACGUUUGUUUUACAUACAAUAGAAAUAGACUUCUGUAUCAAUAUUUUCACAUUAUACAUACUUCUGUGUAAAGCAAAAUAUAUAUAUUUUUUUCAGUUUAAUUUAACGCCUCUGCAGUUUCUGGCAUUACACUUCAUAUAACACAGUUUGUUGUCUCUGUUCCUUUCUGGUGUUUGAAAUUGAUUUGUAAAUUAUUAAAAAUGAAUGUGGCAAACUAACGCAUCUCUGCCGCUCACAUUUAUGUGCAAAAUCAAUAAUCUUGUUUAAUGCAUUCUCCACCUCCCUUUUAUGAAGAUCACACAGUGUACAGUAUAUUUGAGUUGAAUUGUCAGGAUGGUUUCACACGAGGGCAUUGCAGAAGGUCAACAGCCCCCUCUACUGGACACAAUGAGGAACCACAUAUGACACAGAGCUGGCAACACUUUGGUUAUUAUACCCACCUGCAUCAUCUGCACUAGCUCCUCGUUGUGUACGUGUUGAUGUGUGUAGCAUGUUGGUCCAUGUGAGCCAUGUUGUAGCCCUUUAAGGUCUUUUGAUACUGGGCUGUACAGAAAUACAUAUUGUGGUCGAACCUUUAUUUUCCUGCAGUGUUUUUUGCCUUAUUGCUGCAA
Molecule: messenger RNA, 3614 nt
Organism: Cyclopterus lumpus (lumpfish)
Lineage: Eukaryota; Metazoa; Chordata; Actinopteri; Perciformes; Cyclopteridae
Gene: adgrl4
Product: adhesion G protein-coupled receptor L4
Exons: 15
Coding region: 43-2295 (750 amino acids)
Biological process (GO): cell surface receptor signaling pathway; adenylate cyclase-activating G protein-coupled receptor signaling pathway
Cellular component (GO): membrane
Molecular function (GO): calcium ion binding; G protein-coupled receptor activity
Source: RefSeq, a predicted model, not a curated record